Messenger RNA from Cryphonectria parasitica EP155, 680 nucleotides. RefSeq names its product Thioesterase/thiol ester dehydrase-isomerase. Lineage: Eukaryota; Fungi; Ascomycota; Sordariomycetes; Diaporthales; Cryphonectriaceae. Gene Ontology annotation, cellular component: mitochondrion. The record is from RefSeq and is a predicted model, not a curated record. The coding region runs from base 43 to 612 and encodes 189 amino acids. Gene Ontology annotation, molecular function: (3R)-hydroxyacyl-[acyl-carrier-protein] dehydratase activity. The transcript has 2 exons.
GCCAAGAGGAGUCGGCAGCGGCAGCCAGGGGGCGGGGGGGAGAUGGUGCUUGUGGAUGUGGAGAAGGAGUUUUGGGGGCCUCGAGGGUUGGCUCUUGUGGAUCGGCGGUCGUGGGUGUUUCGGCCGCCGGCGGAGGAGAAAGAGGUGGGAAAGGAGGUUGCUGUGUCUGUGCCGAAGGGGGUGGUGGUGGGAGGUAAACGGUCAAGUGUUGAGGAUGUGAAAGUGGGUGCUUCUGACCUGCCCCAGCGCAAGCUCACCUGGUCUCCAGUCGCCCUGUUCCGCUUCUCCGCCCUGACCUUCAACGCCCACAUGAUACACUACAACGAGUCCUGGACAAGAGACGUCGAGGGGCACCCUGCUGUUGUCGUCCACGGUCCUCUGAAUCUCAUUGCUAUGAUGGACUACUGGAGAGAUGUGCACGGGAAGAACGGCCAGGAGGCAGGAGAAAUCAGCUACCGGGCUCUUUCACCUCUUUACGCUGGAGAUGAGUAUACGAUCCGGACAGACUCGGUGGGGGAGGAGGAUGGUGAGAAGGGGAAGAAGACUUGGGAGGUUGCUGUUGCUAAGGGUGACAAGGUAUGUAUGAAGGGCACCAUUCUUGCUCAUGCAUAGGAUGAGAAGAUUCAAGUGCUUGUCUUGUAUGCUGCAUAGAGGAAAAUUUUAAUUGCAUUUACAUCACA